CUACACAGUGCACUGUGUACAUUUUUACACUCACUAGUGACUGGUGGUAGACUCUGGUAGUAGUAGUGGUAGAGUCUAAAAAUUAAAAAAAUGCAGAAUAUUUCAGGUAAACCCAUUUCUUUUUACUGCGGAAUCAUGAAACUCAAACAAAUUUGCCAGGUUUCUAAGUAUAUGAGAUCAACAGUAAGAUUUUUAGGCCAGCCUGCAGCUGAAAGCCAUCCACACUUAAUUUCUGAAGGAGAAGUGACACCCGGCCUGACCAGGAAGGAAUUUCAUAACAGAAGGUGCAAUCUUGUCAAGGCUGCCCUGAAUUCAUUUCGGGGUGUCAAAACAGUCAACCACCACUUGUUUGUCUUUCCAUCGGCAACUACUGUGUACAUGACCAAUGACAUUCCCUAUCCGUUCAGACAAAAUUCUGAUUUCCUUUACUUCUGUGGCUUCCAAGAGCCAGACAGUGCACUGCUGAUUGCAGCCAACAGCCAAUCGUCCCGGAACGGUGAGCAUGUCGCACAUUUGUUUGUGCCUCGUAAAGAUCCAGCAAAAGAACUUUGGGAUGGGCCUAGGUCAGGAGCUGAUGGUGCCUUACUCCUGACUGGGGUGGAUGGAGCUUUUAACUCCAAUGAGCUGGAGAAGUAUUUACAGUUUUACCUUAAAGACCAUAAAGAUUUUGUCUUGUGGUACAACCACGGUAGUCCAGUGCAUGCAGAAUUUCACAACCGUGUCCUUGCUCAAGUUAUGCGUGACCAGAAGCACAAGUGUGUUGAAAGUACAACCGCUAUAUCACAUCAAUUACGAUGCAUCAAAUCUGAAGCAGAAGUGCAGUUGAUGCAAGAAAGUGCCAAAAUAGCUUCAGAGUCUUUCAAAGAAGUCAUGCGAUUUUCAAAACCACAGAUAAAUGAAGCUCAGUUAUGGGCUAAAAUGGACUAUGAAUGUCGCUUGCGUGGUGCUGAGUUUUUAGCAUAUCCGCCUGUUGUUGCAGGAGGGCCUCGAGCCAACACUAUUCAUUACAUUGCCAAUAACCAGGUGGUAGCAGAUGGGCAAAUGGUCUUGAUGGACGCUGGCUGUGAGUACCACGGCUAUGCCAGUGAUCUGACCCGCACGUGGCCUGUGUCAGGUCGUUUUACCGAGCCACAGAAGCUGUUGUAUGAUGCCACACUGCGAGUGCAAGAGGCCUGCAUCAGGCUGUGCACCACUGACAACAGUUUGGAUGAUAUCUACCACCAAAUGCUUCUUUUCCUUGCUGCAGAGCUUAUACAGCUGAAAAUUAUCACCCCUAUCUCUCCGUUUGAGAAUAAACAACAUCUGGCGAGAAAGUUCUGCCCACAUCAUGUUGGCCACUACCUAGGGAUGGAUGUUCAUGACACCAAUGAUGUAUCAAGACAAAUCAAGCUCAAGCCAAACAUGGUUGUUACCAUUGAGCCCGGCAUUUACAUUUCUGAAAAUGAAUUCACUGUUAGUCCAGAGUUUCGUGGUCUAGGAAUUCGGAUUGAAGACAAUAUUCUAGUAACAAACUCCUCCCCUGUCAAUUUGUCUGAAUCCUGUCCCAAGAAAGUCACUGAUAUAGAAAACCUGUUUUUGAAGUGAAGCAUUUGGAACAAUGAAUCUUCAAUUAUCAAGAAACUUUUAAGCUCUGUUUUGUAGAUCACAGGAUGUUAUUUUUACUGUUGGGUGAUAUUGAUCAUUUAGUAAAAGGAGGUAAUUGAAAUUACAAAUAAUUGACAGGUGCUAUGUGAGUAUAGCUAAUGAAUAAAAACAUAAAUAUGUUAUUUAUAAUGAUGGAGCUUAUUGAACUGAGAACAGUUUUAUGUAUGGCUGUAAAAUUCAAAAUAUGAAUCCCUUCAAUCAUUGAUAGAUUUUUUUUUUUGCUUUGUUUUAAAUUGGAGUUUUUUUUAACAUUCAAUUUUUUAAACGAUCUUUAUGUUCUAGGUGAAACUUAUGUAUGGUAUACGUAAACAAAACAUAAUUUGUUGUGCAACCCAAUUACCAUAAGAUAAUUAUAUACUUUCUUGGUUUUAUACUAUCUUAUGCAUAUUACAAAUAAUAGAUUUACUGAGCAAGAAAUUACUUCUUUGAAAAAAUAAUUUUUAAAAGUUAGUUUUGUUAGUCUAACAUGUUCAAAUUAAUAUUUUUUGUUAGUUAUCCAGUUGCAUUCCGACAGGGAAAUUGGACCAUAAAUCCAUGGUCUUUAUAAUCGUUUUAAAAUAAUUUUUUAUUAUGUCAUUACAGCCUUACAGACAAAACAUUGUUUUAAGUUUUUUUUUAGUAUUGAUAGAACUUACAAGAAUUGUGGCCAUGGGUUGAAUUAUAUUUUUUUGGGUAUUGGGAUGUGGGUAUGUAUGAAUGUUUUAAUCAGUUUAAAGACAUCCCUCCCCCCCCCCUCCAGUAUUAGUGUUAUUUAACUAGCAUUAUGUGCUUUACACUUGUUUGCCUUUGGUCUCAUCUCAGCUAAAACUUUGCCAGCUAUAUUUUAAAAUGGUUUAAAAUGCAUGUGUGUUCCAGUAAAAUUUUAAUAAACGACUGCCAAACAUGAAUAAAUAUAUUUUAAAAUAUAAA
Messenger RNA from Physella acuta, 2553 nucleotides. Its product is annotated as xaa-Pro aminopeptidase 3-like. Gene Ontology annotation, biological process: proteolysis. The record is from RefSeq and is a predicted model, not a curated record. Gene Ontology annotation, molecular function: manganese ion binding; metalloaminopeptidase activity. Lineage: Eukaryota; Metazoa; Mollusca; Gastropoda; Physidae. Gene Ontology annotation, cellular component: mitochondrion.